AUGCACAACAACCUGCGUAUGUUCCAUCUCGAUGGCAUCCCCCCCGCUCCUCGCGGCGUGCCCCAAAUCGAAGUCACUUUCGAUGUGGACGCCAACGGCAUCCUGAACGUGUCCGCCGUCGAAAAGGCCACGGGCAAGAGCAACAAGAUCACCAUCACCAACGAGAAGGGCAGACUUUCUCAGUCCGACAUCGACAAAAUGGUCCAGGAAGCCGAGAAGUUCAAGGCUGAGGAUGAGCUCCAGAAGAAGCGCAUCGACGCUAAGAACGGUCUCGAGAACUACUGCUACACCAUGCGCAACACCAUGCAGGACGAGAACAUCAA
This is a messenger RNA of Gregarina niphandrodes, 323 nucleotides long. RefSeq names its product heat shock protein 70. The record is from RefSeq and is a predicted model, not a curated record. The transcript has a single exon. The annotation marks the transcript as partial. Gene Ontology annotation, molecular function: misfolded protein binding; heat shock protein binding; ATP binding. Gene Ontology annotation, cellular component: cytoplasm. Gene Ontology annotation, biological process: protein refolding; cellular response to unfolded protein. Lineage: Eukaryota; Apicomplexa; Conoidasida; Eugregarinorida; Gregarinidae.